Messenger RNA from Pseudonaja textilis, 5229 nucleotides. It is a transcript of the gene LARP1B, whose product is annotated as La ribonucleoprotein 1B. The record is from RefSeq and is a predicted model, not a curated record. Gene Ontology annotation, molecular function: RNA cap binding. NCBI's taxonomy places the organism in Eukaryota, Metazoa, Chordata, Lepidosauria, Squamata, Elapidae. Gene Ontology annotation, cellular component: cytoplasmic stress granule; cytosol. Gene Ontology annotation, biological process: mRNA stabilization; positive regulation of translation.
CCCCCCCGCCCAACUCCUCUUCGGGAACCCCAGUUGUUGUUUUUUUCCCCGCGCGCCACGCACCGUCUCUCUCUCCCUUCCUCCCCGCCGUAGGGCGGUGGCGGUUGAACCACCCCUUGAGGUGUAUGAACAACGCCGCCGCCGGAGGCCGCUGUUCGGGCGGGGGGGCGCUUCCCCUCCAGCCUCAGCCCCCGUGGGGCGGCCCAGGCUCGCAGCACGGAGCUGCUUCUCUCAGUUUCGCUCCGAUUUUUCGACGCCCCGCUUCUCUCCCUACUGCUGCCCAGCAGGGAACGGAGGGAGAGGCGUGUGCCGGGCGUUGCGGCGGCGGCUCCUUCUCGGCAUGUCAGCGGCUGUCCCGCCGCCACCAUCUCGGGGUGAGGAGAAGAGGAACGGUGGUGGGGCCUGGUUCCUGGAAGAGAACCAUCGGGAACCGUUCCUGCUUCCUUCCGGCCAAGUAACUGAAGCUUCCCGGGAAAGUGGCUCCGCCGAGGGUUUGCAGUUGCAACGACAGCAAGAGGACGACGAGGACAACGACAAGUGGCCACGGGGGAGGCCGCAGCAGUGUCAGGUGGUCGAGGCACCGCCGCCUAAAGAGAAUCCUUGGACGCGUUGGAAGCCUCCCCCCAACUCCGGUAGUAGUUUAUCUCCUUCCAACGCUUCUUCUGGCGGCGAGUUCACUUCGCAGGACCCGGAACUGCAGUGUUCUACUAAAGUCAUAAAAGCAGGAAAGUUGAAGAUAAAGAAACCCAGUAAGGCAGAUUAUUUCAAUGAUGCAACAAACUGGCCAACACCAAGUGAAAUUGCAAGCUCUGAGUGUAAAAAUGUAAGUAAUCAGAAUAAAAAAGCUCCAAUAAAAAAAGAGAAAGAAGAAAAAAAUGAAAAGAAAAAUGCCAAUAAAAUAAAGGAAAAUGUGGAGAUAAAUCCAGAUAUUCAUGGAGAAAAUGUUAGUGAAGAUGAGGGUCCGAUUAACAAUCAAAAGAAAAAAGGUAAUAAGCAUAAAUGGGUACCACUUCAUUUAGAUGAUAUGAAGCCAGAUAACCAAGAAAGGCCAGGAUCUCAGAACAGUUCAAGGUCCCAGCCAGAAACGAGCAAACUUGUGCCUCACAACAACAGACGUAACGAGGCAAGAACUAGCUGGCGAAGGGAUCGGGAAAAGCGAGAAGAUCAUGAUGAAGUUUCAAGUGUGAGAAGUGAAGGUGGCAGCGUUAGAGGAUUUUACAGAGGACGAGGGAGAGGCAGGGGAAGAGGAAGAGGACGUGGAAGAGGAAAUCCUCGAAUGAACCAUGACUAUUCUUGUGGCUACCGAGAGCACUAUAGUGAAAGGACUGAUCAGCCAUUUCAGCCAGAUCUUAGCACUAAUAUGAUGUAUUACUAUGAUGAUGGAACAGGAGUGCAGAUGUAUUCUGUGGAUGAAACAUUGCUGAAAGAAUACAUUAAACGCCAAAUCGAGUAUUAUUUUAGCGUAGAAAAUCUGGAAAGAGACUUCUUCUUGAGAAGGAAGAUGGACCAGCAAGGAUUCUUGCCUAUAUCUUUGAUUGCAAGCUUCCAUCGUGUUCAGGCUCUCACUACAAACGUAAACUUAAUAUUAGAGGCCUUAAAGGACAGUACCGAAAUAGAAAUAGUAGAUCAGAAGAUGAGGAAAAAGAUAGAACCAGAAAAAUGGCCAAUUCCAGGUCCCUCUCCACGUAGUCUUCCACACACAGACUUUUCUCAGCUUAUUAACUGUCCAGAAUUCAUACCAGGGCAGAUUUUUGGUUCACGUACAGAAUCUGCACCAAGUUCUCCAAGAAUAGGAAGUCUAAAUAUUAAGAAAAGUAUUGAAACAAGCAAUCUUGAAGUAAUAUCUAAAGCAUUAUCUACAAGCCUCCCGGAUUUGGAUUCUGAACCUUGGAUAGAAGUUAAAAAAAGACAUCGUCCUUCCUUAGUGAAGCCAAAGGAAUCUGGGUCUGGACGUGAGGAAUUGACAAAUCAACAACCACCGCCACCAUCUUCUGAAGAACAGGAAGAACUUGAUUUUUUGUUUGACGAAGAGAUGGAACAAAUAGAAGGCAGGAAGAAUACAUUCACAGAAUGGUCAGAAAGUGAUUCAGAUUAUGAAAUUGAUGAUCAAGAUUUAAAUAAGAUUUUGAUUGUGACGCAGACUCCACCAUAUAUGAGAAAACAUCCCGGAGGAGAUAGAACUGGCAACCAUGUGUCACGUGCAAAAAUUACAUCAGAACUUGCCAAAGUUAUCAAUGAUGGAUUAUACUACUAUGAACAGGAUUUGUGGACAGAGCAAAGUGAAAAUGAUUGUAUUGCUAUGAAGCAAGAAGUUGAAAAUUUUAAGAAGUUACAUCUCAUCAGCAAAGAAGAAUUUGAUAGUCUUACUCCUGAAUAUGUAAUGGAUUCAAAUCAGGAUGAUUCUCCUGGUCCUUCAAAAGAUGUUACUGAAGAGCUGGCUUGUCAGUUGUUUGGUGUCCAGGAAAUACCUCCAACAACAAUGGCUCGCUCACUGCCAACAGCUGUUCCUGAAUCUCCUGGAGUUCACCCUACCAGAACACCUAAAACACCUCGUACACCAAGACUGCAAGAUCCUAACAAAACACCAAGAUUCUAUCCUGUGGUUAAAGAAGCAAGAAUUAUUGAUGUUGGGACACGAAGGAAAAGAAAAACACGGCAUAGUACCAACCCUCCAUUAGAAAGUCAUGUUGGCUGGGUAAUGGAUUCCAAGGAUCACAGACCAAGAACAUCUUCCAUAAGCAGUUCAAAUGCAUCACCACUAGAAGGUGCUCCGCUGUCAGGAAGUUAUGGAUGUACCCCUCAUUCACUUCCUAAAUUUCAACAUCCUUCUCAUGAACUUCUGAAGGAAAAUGGUUUUACUCAGCAAGUGUACCAUAAAUAUCGCCGUAGAUGCCUAAAUGAAAGGAAACGGUUGGGAAUUGGCCAGUCUCAAGAAAUGAAUACACUGUUUCGUUUUUGGUCCUUUUUUCUCAGAGACCACUUUAAUAAGAAAAUGUAUGAAGAAUUCAGGCAACUAGCUCUAGAUGAUGCAAAAGAACAUUAUAGGUACGGCCUGGAAUGCUUGUUCCGUUUUUAUAGUUAUGGGCUGGAAAUGAAGUUCAGGCAAGAGAUCUUCAAAGAUUUCCAAGAAGAAACAAAAAGAGAUUAUGAAUCUGGCCAACUUUAUGGGCUAGAAAAAUUUUGGGCUUAUCUGAAGUAUUCACAGUCUAAAACUCCACCUAUUGAUCCCAAACUUCAGGAAUACCUAUGCAAUUUUAAAAGAUUGGAAGAUUUCAGAGUUGAUCCUCCGAUUAAUGAAGAAUCUGGGAGAAAAAGGCAUUUACCUGGUGAGGAGUGUGAUCAUCGCAGAUAUCAAUCCAACACUGCUUCUAAGAUCCUUGCUGGUAAUUCCUCAGCUGUUUCUCAGACGUGGGUCCCAAUAAAUUUUCCCACUACAAAUACUGUACAGGAGUUGAAUAACAGCAUACACCAGAAUAGUACUGCCACAAAUUCAAGAUGUGAUAUAACUGAGCAGUAGACUUUCAGUAAGCUUGAACCUUAAGAUCAACUCCUAAUGCCAGUAUUUUAGCUCAAGGAUCUUCAGGGAGAGCUAUUUUAAAGCUUGAUUAAAAACAAAUGUAUAGGAAAAAAAAGAAUUGCAUCUGCUUUCUAACAAGAUUAAAUUCCAAGUAAAUUCCCUUUGUUCAAUUACAUUGGGUUUAAGCAUCAUGAGAGAUCCUUGGGAAAUACCAGUUAGUCUGUGUUGCUAUCCCAAGUUACUGUUUACAGCAGCAGCAUUCCAAUAGUAUAUACAUAAAUUCUUUGGAAUGCCUUACAAUCCAGCUCAUAUUUUUUUGAGGAAGUUAUAUUCUUUUUGUAGUGUAGGAAUGUUUUACCAUCAGGUUAUCUAUAAUUUGUUCAACUUAUAAAAGCCAAAAAGAAAGUUUUGAGAGACAUACAGAAUACAUGCAUUUAAAUUGAUAAAUGCAUUUUUUCAAUAAUAACACAUGCUCUUCCAACACCUAGUUCUGAAAUCUGUUUUGCUUUCUGUUUCUUUUGUUUCAGGGUUUUGAGCUGAGUAUGGAGUUUUUAAUUUAGGCAACAGGUUGUUUAGUUUUAAAUAUUUUUUAAUGCCGAUUCUUAUUUCUACUUAAGCAAAGUAGUUUGCAAAGAGGAUGAAUUAUGACUGUCUUGUCAUAAACUUGGUAAAUUUUAUAUAUAUAUAUAUAUAUAUAUAUAAGUUUAAGAAAAAGAAUAAAAAGACAAAUAGGUCUAUAAUCAUCCUCUAGUUUGAAGAAAUACUUGUAUUUUUCUGUUUAAUUUCUCUAUUGUAUAAGUGACUUGCAUUUCUAGGAGAGAUUAUUUAAACAAUUUAAUUGUAAUUUAAUAUUUGACACAGUUUUAAUUUAAAAGGGAUUUACAAGAAAAUGUACUUAGAUUAAAAUAAUUAAUGUCAAAAUCACUUUAAAUAUGGUUAAAAUCCCUUGUUUUGUCUAAGACCAACUGUACUGUCAUUGGCCAAAGUGUCACUUUUUAAAAAUAUAAAUGAUUCAUUGAUACACAUUAUUUAUGUCAGGAGGUGAAAAUUAACCAGAAGCAUCCAUGAAAUAACUAGAUGUAGUUAUUGUGAUUUAAAUAGUUAAAAUAAGGGAAUUGAAAUCAUUCUUCCAUAAAAUGGAAGAAAGUGGUAGAAAUAGGUGCGUUUUUAUUAGAAACAGCAAAACAGAUACUUAGCAGUCUUCAGAUUACUUUCACAAAUAAAGCCUACCACUGUUGAUGCCUUAUUGCUGGGAAAUACCCUAAGUGAUCCAACAUGUAGAUUGGAUUUCUGUGCUGGAAACUUUAUGAAGUCCAUUAUAUAUUCCUGAAAUAUUGCUUGAGAAUCUGAAUUUAACAAUUAUGAAUAUAUGUGCAUAUUUAAUAUGAAAAUAAGUGGAUUUCCCAGCUAUUUCUAAUGGAAACUAGCCUUUAAGAACUGCUCUAUUUUUUGAAGACACUAUUCAAAAAUUCAUGAUUCCAGUUUUAUAUAGCAUCUUUUCAGUUUGCUGAAGUUCUACAACUCAAAUCUCUGUUCAAUCUAUGCCACCUCCUCCAUGAAAAUGAUGCAGUUGUAAAUUUGGAUUUAAGCUGUAUAUAAAAGAAUUAUAUUUACAUUCAUUUCUUUAAAUCAAAUGUGUGAAUAUUAGCUUUUAGUAUGCAUUCUUUGUGGUAUAUUUGCAGAUUUUAUAAAAAUACAAAAAAAACCAACCU